AUGAUUGCGGUAUCGACUGUAUCCUAUAGAUUCAACGUCAAUGGGUACAAGACUGAGAUCAUGGGAGCGAGAAGGGGCCUCCGACAAGGCGACCCAAUAUCACCUAUGCUCUUUGUUAUUGUCAUGGAAUGCCUCAAUAGAUACUUGUACAAAAUGCAAAAGGAUGGAGACUUUAAUUAUCAUCCAAAAUGUGAUAAAUUGAAGAUUACAAACCUUUGUUUUGCGGAUGACUUACUGCUUUUUUCCAGGGGUGACAAGAUCUCAGUUGGUAUGAUGAUGAGGGCCUAUGAAAGUUUCUCGAAGGCAACAGGUCUGUUGGUGAAUCCACAGAAAUGCAGCCUGUUAUGUGCUGGUAUUGAUGCUGUGACCAAAAGGGAGAUUCUAGAGGUAUCGGGUUUCCAAGAAGGGCAAUUACCGUUUAAAUAUUUAGGCGUUCCGGUGACUAGUAAAAAGUUAUCUACCAUCCAUUAUUCACCUUUGAUUGAUAAAAUUGUAGGCAAAAUCAAGCACUGGACAGCACGACUCUUAUCUUAUGCAGGAAGGUUACAGCUUGUCAAUAGCGUUAUGUUUGCACUUACUAACUAUUGGCUAAACUGUUUUCCUUUUCCCAAAAGUGUGCUACAGAAAAUUGAAGCAAUCUGCCGGAUUUUCCUAUGGACCGGGGGAUUUGAAGGAAGCCGUAAAUCUCCGGUAGCUUGGAAGCAAAUCUGCAGUCCGCGAAGCUGUGGUGGUCUGAAUAUCAUUGACAUAGACAUUUGGAAUAAAGCUAACUUGAUGAAAUUACUUUGGAAUUUGAGCAGCAAAGAAGACUCCUUAUGGGUGAAGUGGAUACAAGCAUAUUAUGUAAAGAGAAGCGAGCUGAUGCAUAUUGAGAUGAAAAACACCGAUUCUUGGAUCAUGAAAGCCAUACUAAAGCAGCGAGAAGAUCUGGAAAAAAUAGACAAUAUGGAAGAACUCAUGAUACGAGGCAGCAUCAAUAUGGGUAAAUUAUAUCGUAAACUGCAAGAUUGUGGACAAAGAAAGGAAUGGAAGAAUUUGUUAUACGGAAACACCGCGAGGCCCCGUGCAAACUUUAUAUUGUGGCUUGCGUGCCAUGGUAGAUUAUCAACCAAGGAUAGAUUGUGCAAGUAUGGAAUGAUUGAUGAUAAAAGUUGUUGUUUCUGUUCAGAAGAGGAAUCGAUGAAUCAUCUAUUCUUUGUGUGUGAUAACAGUAAGCGUGUUUGGAUGGAAGUUUUACAAUGGGUGCAAAUUCGCCAUGAUCCAAGUGAUUGGCCUAAUGAAUUACAUUGGCUCACACAUCACACCAAAGGGAAAGGGACUCGAGCGGCUGUUCUCAAAAUGGCGAUUGCUGAAACCAUUUAUGAGAUUUGGAAUAUUCGGAACAACAAAAUUUUUGGCCAAGCUAUUGAUAUCAAUACAGUAGGAAAGAAAAUAAUAAAUACAUUGGUGAAUAGAGGGUGGAAUAAUAAAAGGCUUAGGAAAUAUAUAGAUAUCUUAAUGCUAGAAGGGGAUAGCAUAUAG
Molecule: messenger RNA, 1521 nt
Organism: Glycine soja
Lineage: Eukaryota; Viridiplantae; Streptophyta; Magnoliopsida; Fabales; Fabaceae
Exons: 1
Coding region: 1-1521 (506 amino acids)
Source: RefSeq, a predicted model, not a curated record